AUGUUUACAGGUAAGGAUCUUUUGCUAACGACAGUUCUGCUACACAUUAAUGCGAUGAUCGCUCUGUUCUUUAUUGCCGCUUGUGUUGGAUUCAGCAUCGCUGGAGAAGGUGGUUAUGUUUACCUGAUAAAUCUGAGUGGAUCGGAUUGGAAACAGACACACCAAGAAUCAUCCCAUAUGAAUACCUGGCAAUUUCCAGCUUUAUUCAAAAAUGGGAACGCAGAACUGUUUUAUGUAGAAUUCGAUGAUCUGAUAACAUUCAGUUCUUCCGCUCGAGUUGACUAUGAACUUGUUGGAACAGGAGGAAAGAGUUUUCAGAUAUUAGCUAUAGGAGGACCUCCUCUUAGGCAGGAUAUACCUAACCGAUUGGAGGCGUUCUAUGACAACAUAGAGAUAGAUGGGCAACCGAAAGGAAUGAGACGCAAUUUAGGUUUUAGGCAUGACGGAGACACCAAUAUCAUUAUUAUUGGAAAAAAUGGGAAGUACACCGGCACUAGUUUGGACGGUUCUAACUGGAUGAAGAACAACAUAGACGUUUUGGGGAAUAGAACUCUCAGGCAGAUUUCCAUCCCUGGAUCUCAUGAUGCAGGUAUGAGCAGGCUGAAUGGAGGAACUGCCUUUGCUUAUGAAUGCAAUGUGCUAACUCAAAGUUAUCCUUUUGAAGGCCAGUUGAAUCUCGGUAUCAGAUACUUCGAUAUAAGACCAGUGAUUGGUAAUGGUGGUAAUUAUCUCACCGGGCACUACACUCACAUUACAGGUAGCUGGCAGGGUGGUAACGGUAAGUAUAUCGCUGAACUUAUAACUGAUCUCAAUGUUUUUACAAAACACCACAACGAACUAAUAAUACUCAAAUUAUCACAUUCUUUGAACACUGAUGUGGGACCCAAUAGUUAUAGAAAGUUAAACCAAGAAGAGUGGGACAAGUUGUUCGAGAAACUGGACACAAUAAAUUUUCUUUACAACAAUGACAAUAAAAAUGUUAAACUUGACCAAAUAACUUUUAAUGAUUUCACCGAUCAUGGGUCCAAAGCUUCUGUCGUCAUAAUUGUUGAUGAUCCUGACUCUAAAGUCGAGUUAGGAAGUAGAUUAGGUAAGGGUUAUUUCAUGACUAACAGCUUAGAUAUUUAUGAUGAUUAUGCUGGUGUUAACAAUUGGAGGACAAUGAUCAAAGAUCAAGUCAAAAAGAUGCAUGAGCAUUCAAACAAUCAGUACUUUUUACUAUCCUGGACCCUGACUCAAAAUGGCCGUCAAGCCGCCUUUUGCACUACCUUUUCUAUCGCCCUUAUGGACCUGGCAGAUCAAGCUAAUAUUCAGUUGGGAAAAUUGUUGUAUGAAGAAGUUUCUUCUUCCUCAUAUCCCAACAUCAUUCUUGUCGAUAACGUUAAAGACACUGACGUAGCUGCAAUGGCAAUGGCUAUAAACACAAAAAUAAUGUAA
Nezara viridula (southern green stink bug) is the source of this 1437-nucleotide messenger RNA. The record is from the annotation of a GenBank genome assembly. Lineage: Eukaryota; Metazoa; Arthropoda; Insecta; Hemiptera; Pentatomidae.